Molecule: messenger RNA, 2265 nt
Organism: Macadamia integrifolia
Lineage: Eukaryota; Viridiplantae; Streptophyta; Magnoliopsida; Proteales; Proteaceae
Exons: 5
Coding region: 1-2265 (754 amino acids)
Molecular function (GO): nucleic acid binding
Source: RefSeq, a predicted model, not a curated record
AUGGAAGAUAUAGAAAAUAUAAAAAGCUCCCAUAUGGAUAGUUUGAAAGAAGGUAACUUGGAAAUUCUCAUUCCUGCUCCACAUACCAAUGAGAGAUCUAUCCAGGACCCGCCCAUGGUGGAUAACCCCCUGGGUAGUGGAUAUGGGUCCAAUUCAGACCAGGGGGAAUCGAAAUUUUACUCAUUCGAGAAGGAGUCGCUGGGCUCUGCGCACGACAGUGACGACGUGAAGGGGGGAGAGACUGGUUCGGUUGUUGGAGUCAAUGAAGCUAAAGGUGUCAUUGUUCCUAGAACCCUUCGCCUUCGAAAAAACAAAGUGGUCUAUACUGGUGGUCGCGGAGGUCGCCAUCAGGGAAGAGGAGGGAGAAGUGGUCGCGUGCAGGAUUGGGGCGAUCCAGAACACGUGAUCUCUAAACUGCCUCCAUCUGCCCUUGAAGUAGUCAGAAUAAUUGUUCAUCACCAGGAAGUAGAAGAACUUGUUCAUGCUAUUACAAGAGCAGAUGGCGAGGCUAGAAGAAAAGACUUCGACAGAGUUGUGGCAUCGUCCUGGUCUAAAUGGGUCUCUGGAUCCCCCACUCUUAUUCUCACUUCCAAAUUGAAGCGGCUGAAAAGGGUCUUAAAAUCUUGGGCGAGAUCUGCCUUUCCUCACCUUGAUGAAGAGCUAGAGCGUGUGAAGAAGACUCUGAACCAGAUUCAUGACCAUAUUGCAAGCGAAGGGAUGAACGAUCAACUAUUUGCACUGGAAGCUGAUGCGAAGACAGGAUUGGUGAAAGCUUUGGAAAAUUAUGAAAAAAUAUGGGCUGAAAAGGCGAGAAUUAGGUUCCUUAGAGCCGCCCUAACAGAGAAUCAUGAUGAUUUAUUAGACAAUAUUUCAAAAGUUCUAAACCAAAUGGACUGCUAUAAGAUGGACUCUCUUCCUGGGAAUGAGGAAAUAUGGAGGGCAGUCUGGGAGCUUGACUCGGAUAGCUCGCCGGGCCCUGAUGGGUUCUCUGGUGCAUUCUUUUGCAAAUGCUGGCAUACGGUGGAAGUGGAGGUAUGCAACGCAGUGAGACAAUUUUUUAGCACAGGGUCUAUGCUAAAUGAGGUGAAUAAUAAUUUCCUCGUAUUGAUUCCAAAGGUGGACAGUGCAAAUACGCUUGAUAGAUUUUGCCCUCUCUGUAUGGGAAAUUUUUUCUGUAAAAUCAUAUCCAAAGUUAUGGUGAUGUGCCUUGAGACUCUCCUCCCUCGGUUGAUCUCAGAAGAGCAGGGUGCCUUUCAGAAGGGGAAGAUGAUCCAUGACAACAUCUCUGCGGCUUCUGAGCUUGCAAAUUCAAUGUUCUCUGUGACCAGAGGUGGGGGCCUUGGACUUAAAAUUGGCAUAAGGAAGACUUAUGAUACUAUUUCCUGGUCAUUUAUUUUUCAGGGUUUCUUUGGGGUGGAGCAUGGACUGAGACAAGGUGAUCCUAUAUCUCCCAUGCUAUUUAUUAUAGCAGAAGAAGUUCUAUCCAAAGGGUUAUCGAACCUGGUUCAGAGUAAGAGUCUUAAGUCGAUCAGUGGCCCAAGAGGCGUUGCUACUCCUGGACACAUUUUAUUUGUAGACGAUAUUUUCAUCUUCACCAAUGCCUCCUUGAGAUAUGUUAGAGCUUUGAAAGCCUUCUUGAUGAAGUAUCAGGAAUUCUCAGGCCAAUGCAUCAGUUUUGGGAAAAGUAAACUUUUCCUGGGAAAGAUAGCUCUAGCUCGCAAGCAGACUAUUGCUGAUACCCUUGGAAUUCAGAUAUGCACCUUCCCACCUCGCUACUUAGGAGUUGAAAUAUUUAAGGGUAGAGCGAAAAAAGAGGCUCUGCUACUGGUGAUGGACAAGGUGAAGGGGCGUCUAGCGGGUCGGAAAGGAAAUCUCUUGUCAUUGGCAAGCAAAACGGAGCUGAUUAGAUCAGUCAUUAUUUAUGAAGCAAAGUCUGGUGCUGUUAUGGAAGGAAUUUCGAUGGCUAAGGUGUUGGAUGCAAGGGGUCUUUGGAUAGAGUCUGACUCGGCUACGGUAGUUACUGCGAUUCAGAGAAACCAUAUCCCGUGGUUCAUUCUUCAAAAAUGGUUGACAAUUCUUCCUUUCUUGGAAUUGAUCCCAUGGAAGAUCUCUCAUUGCUUUCACGAAGCAAACCCGAUAGCGGACUUCUUGGCCAAAAAGGCUUCCAAAUCUAGAAACUCAGAGUUCUCGGUGUCAUUUCCCAGCCAUGUAGUAGAGUAUUUAGAGAAAGAUAUUCAGGGCAGACAUCGUUUUAGAUUCCUCUAG